Molecule: messenger RNA, 528 nt
Organism: Esox lucius (northern pike)
Lineage: Eukaryota; Metazoa; Chordata; Actinopteri; Esociformes; Esocidae
Product: DBF4-type zinc finger-containing protein 2 homolog
Exons: 2
Coding region: 1-528 (175 amino acids)
Source: RefSeq, a predicted model, not a curated record
AUGGGGGAGUCCCUGCCUUUGAGGUCUGCUGCCGCCCAGAGUUCCUGCCUCUACGGCCUGCUGCCGCCCGGAGUCCCUGCCCGCGCGGCCUGCUUCUGCCCAGAGUCCCUGCUGCCCAGAGUCAUUGCCUUUGCGGCCUGCUGCCCCCGCGGAGUCCCUGCCCCAGCGGCCUGCUGCCGCCCAGAGUCCCUGCCCCCGCGGAGUCCCUGCCACCGCGGCCUGCUGCCGCCCGGAGUCCCUGCCCCCACGGCCUGCUGCCGCCCGGAGUCCCUGCCCCCGCAGCCUGCUGCCGCCCGGAGUCCCUGCCCCCGCGGCCUGCUGCCGCCCAGAGUCCCUGCUGCCGCCCGGAGUCCCUGCUGCCGCCCAGAGUCCCUGCUGCCGCCCGGAGUCCCUGCUGCCGCCCAGAGUCCCUGCUGCCCAGAGUCAUUGCCCUGCUUCUGCCCAGAGUCCCUGCUGCCCAGAGUCAUUGCCUUUGCGGCCUGCUGCCCCCGCGGAGUCCCUGCCCCAGCGGCCUGCUGCCGCCCGUAG